This is a messenger RNA of Scleropages formosus (Asian bonytongue), 2701 nucleotides long. Its product is annotated as probable G-protein coupled receptor 19. Gene Ontology annotation, molecular function: peptide binding; G protein-coupled receptor activity. Gene Ontology annotation, biological process: G protein-coupled receptor signaling pathway; cellular response to hormone stimulus. Gene Ontology annotation, cellular component: plasma membrane. NCBI's taxonomy places the organism in Eukaryota, Metazoa, Chordata, Actinopteri, Osteoglossiformes, Osteoglossidae. Bases 154 to 1416 code for a protein of 420 amino acids. The transcript is spliced from 2 exons. The record is from RefSeq and is a predicted model, not a curated record.
CAAACACACGCUGCUUCUCAGGAGGACACGCAUUUCCUCGAGAAGCAGAUCGAACGUGUUUGUCUGAGCUGGACGGGCGCUGGACCCAAGGAGCGGCUGGGGCGCCAUGGUGUCACAACCUGGGGGGUCAGAUCUGAUGGUGCCAGAGUGACGAUGGUGUUCGGCCAGCAGACUCUCAACGCCGGACCGCUGCUGCACUCGGCAUCCCCCGCGUACCUCAUGUUCCCCAACUCCAGUGAGACGGGGGGCGCUGUCCUCCAGGGCGGCUUCCCCACGCCAGCGCGCUGCGACGGCGACGCCUUGCUCUCGGCCCCGCGACACAAUGGCUCCCUUCCGGCGCACGCGCUCUCAUCGGCGGAGGUGGCUAUCCUCAGCCUGGUCUUCUCCAUCCUCUGGAUGGUGUCCGUGCUGGGCAACGCCCUCGUGUGCCUGGUGAUCCACCGCAGCCGGAGGACUCAGUCCACCACCAACUACUUUGUGGUGUCCAUGGCGUGUGCAGACCUGCUGCUGAGUGCCGGCUGCGCCCCCUUCGUCCUGCUCCAGGUGACGUCCGCUCAGUGGGUGCUCAACAACAUGACGUGCAAGGUGGUGCGCUACAUCCAGCACCUCUCCCCAGGGGUUCAGGUCUACGUGUUGCUCUCCAUCUGUGUGGACAGGUUCUACACCAUUGUGUACCCGCUGAGCUUCAAGGUGUCUAGAGAGAAGGCCAAGAAGAUGAUCUUGGCUUCCUGGGCUUUCAAUGCAGCUUUUGUGUCGCCCUGCUUCUUCUUCUACAGCUCAUCGCAUGAUGCCCUCUGCAACUUCUUCCUGCCCGACACGUGGGAGGGCAUUGCCUACGGAGCUAUGCACCUCCUCGCUGGCUUUCUCGUCCCCAUGGUGCUCAUCCUUCUCUUCUACCACAGGGUGGUAAAGUACAUCUGGAGGAUCGGCACGGAUGGCCGCACGGUCAGAAGGACCAUGAACAUCGUUCCCAGGACAAAAGUGAAGACCAUCAAGAUGUUCCUGAUGCUCAAUUCCGUGUUCCUCCUCACCUGGAUGCCCUUCUAUGUGGCCCAGCUGUGGCACCCGAAGGACAGCUUCUCCAGAGAAGGGCUGCUUGUCUUCGUGGCCGUGACCUGGGUCUCAUUCAGUUGCGCCGCAUCCAAACCUACUCUGUACUCCAUCUACAACGCCAACUUCCGCCGAGGCAUGAAGGAGACCUUCUGCAUGUCGUCCAUGAAAUGCUACCGCAGCAAUGCUUACACCAUCACCACCAGCUCUCGGAUGGCCAAGAAGAACUAUGUGGGGGUCCUGGAGAUGCCGGCGCCAGCAAAGACCAUCACUAAAGACUCCAUCUACGAGACGUUUGACCGUGAGGCCAAGGAGAAGAAACUGGCGUGGCCCAUCAACAGCAACCCACCCAACACAUUUGUGUGAACGUGAGGACUGCAAGUACCCGUGACAACGAAAUCUUUACAUGCCUCCAUACUGUCACACUGUAAAUGUCAGUUUGUAACAGACGCUCACAAACACUGCCAGCCUGACAGGAAGCAGAAACUGCAGUGAGGGAAAUAACAACCAGGAACCAUCUUCAGUCUCAUAAAGAACCAUGGAGAGGUGGUGGAGGGGGGAGGGUUCUGGCCAAAUUCCUUAAUUUCUCUGUAAUAUGUUCUUUACCUCCCAUCUAGCUGAUUAUGGUGUCCAUAUUGUCAUCUGUUAUACGGUAUUAUAAAGGCCGUGAAUUCCUACUGCAGCUUUAAAAAUACCACAGUAUUACUUGUUCUUUCUGUCUUUUAUGAAAAAUGUUCUUGAACUGGUAGAGUGUUAUUAAACCCUUAAUUUGGCAUCGGACCAGUGAAGCGGUAAAACAUGGUAAACGUUUGAAUGUAAAAUGCAAUGGAGCUCUGUACAGUGUUCUUCUGAAUGUACCCUGGUGAGUCAUUAGAUCACAGUACACCAAGUUUUACAGUACAGAUGUCCACUGGGCUUCAUUCUCCCUGUCCUGCAGGGAGUGUAAUAUUUAUUGUAAUGUUGGAAUAAGAACAAAAGGAAAAAAAAGUUGAUUAAACUACUGUGCAUUUUAGAGGUGGGAGCCAUAAAUAUUGGUGGAAAGCUCAUCAACUUUUCCUAUUAGCUGCACCUUCUGGUUCCUGGAAGUAUGUUGCGGGGGUCAUUACCAUCGGAUAUCAGUUUAAAUCCUUGCCGAUAUUCCCACCAUGUCAGAACACAGAAUCACAAGCUGCUGUGGAUUCGCUGUACUGAUUUUCUGGGAUGCAACUGGUGAACCGGUAGAAAGGCCGCGUUCACUGUUUUUGUGUUCGUCUGUCUGUUGCCACUGAACAGCUGUUUGGCACGACACACUGCGCCACACGGUUUUUGAGAUGUCCUUCAUGUUGUUUUACACCAUUCUGGCACCACCCAGUUGCUCUAUUUCUGGGACAAUAAACAAUGCACUCCUGCGACAGUGAAGUGCUGCUGGGGCACAUUGAGGGGCGUACAAUGACACUCUUUACCAUAGUGCAGCUGGACUGAACUCCACCUUGGGCUCCUCUAAUGUACGGUAGGGGCUGGAAGCUCUCUUCACUCAAUUUCAUCCAUCCACCAAGUACACAAACAACUGCGAAAAAGCUUUAAAAAGAAAGUGUUAGCACAUUCAACAUAUGCUACAUGAAAGAACUUUCCGGAAGAACUUUAUACACUAACAGAUUAUUUGCGCCAACUG